CUUAAGAAAUGAGUUGGACGGAGCCAACCGGUAAUACUUGCCCGACGAGCUUCUCCCUUCUUCAGCGAAUCGGAUCAUCCACAAACCCAACCCAAUUUCCCGCCAAAAAAGAGGUGUCUCCUCCCUUCCGCCGCCAUUACUGCUCUAGGUUUUCACCUUCGUCUCUGCAACAAUGGUGAAAUUGAUUCAACUUCUCCGCCUAGGGUUUCUUUUGCUGUUCACCAUAAUUUCUCUGCCAAAAAACUCACUUUCCCAGCGAGAUUCGUUUUACAUGGAUUUUGUGGUGGAUGCAGUGGAGAUGCCGUCGGAGGACUACUACGAUUACAUCAUCGUCGGAGGGGGGACCGCCGGUUGUCCGCUGGCGGCGACUUUAUCGGAGACCUACAAGGUUCUGGUUCUUGAAAGAGGCGGCGUUCCGUUUGGGAACCCGAAUUUGAUGACCCAAGAGGGGUUUCUGGCGGCCUUGUCGGAAGUCGACGCCUUUGACUCCCCUGCCCAGACGUUCAUCUCCGAAGACGGCGUCCCCAACGCGCGCGGCCGCGUUCUCGGCGGGAGUAGCGCCAUUAACGCCGGGUUCUACAGCAGAGCCGACGAGGAGUUCUACUCUAGCUCCGGGAUCAACUGGGAUUUCAAUCUGGUGAACCAAUCGUACGAGUGGGUGGAGAGAUCCAUCGUUUUCCGGCCGGAGCUCAAGAGCUGGCAAUCGGCGGUGAGGGACGGUUUGCUGGAAGCCCGAAUCGACCCUUACAACGGCUUCACCCUGCACCACGUUCUUGGCACCAAGAUCGGCGCGUCCACCUUCGACAACUCCGGCCGCCGCCACAGCGCGGCGGAUCUACUGUUCUUCUCCAAUUCCAGCAACAUCCGGGUGGUGGUGUACGCGUACGUGGAGAGGAUUCUUCUGGCGUCGACCACAGCAUCGCUGGAUUCUAAGCAAUCGGCCAUCGGAGUGAUUUUCCGGGACCGGAUCGGGCAGUUCCACCACGCGAUGGUGAAGGACAACGGCGAGGUCCUGCUGGCCGCCGGCGCUCUGGGCAGCCCGCAGCUGCUCCUAUUAAGCGGAAUCGGGCCGAGGCUUUACCUGUCUUCUCUGGGCAUCCCGGUGGCCCACCACUCCCCCUACGUCGGCCAGUUCCUCUUCGACAAUCCAAGAAACGGAAUCUCCAUUGUCCCUCCAAUCCCUCUGGAGUAUUCUCUCAUACAGGUGGUGGGCAUCACCGGCGACGGCUCAUACCUCGAAGCCGCCUCCAAUUUCAUCCCAUUCGCAUCCCCGAUCAACUCAAUAUUCAUCAGAGCUCCGGCGUCGCCCGUUUACCUGGCCGUGGCGACGCUGAUGCAGAAGAUCUCCGGGCCUACUUCCGUCGGGUCACUCAGACUGGCUUCGCCGGACAUCCGGGUCAACCCGGUGGUCCGAUUCAAUUACUUCAGCGACCCGGGGGACUUACAGAAGUGCGUGAACGGGACAAGGAAGCUCGGGGACCUGCUGAACACUCGAUCCAUGGAGGUGUACAAGUUCGAUCAGAGGUUCGGAGGGAGGGAUUUCCGGUACGUCGGACCUGCGUUGCCGGUGAACCAGUCCAGCGAUGCUCUCAUGGCGGAAUUCUGCCGCCGAACAGUGAGUACUAUCUGGCAUUACCACGGCGGGUGCGUGGUGGGGAGGGUGGUGGAUGCAGAUCUCAGGCUGAUCGGAAUCGACGCCCUGAGAGUCAUCGACGGCUCCACAUUUACUGUUUCUCCGGGGACCAAUCCUCAGGCCACUCUGCUCAUGCUCGGACGACAUGCUGGAUUGAAGAUAUUGAGAGAAAGACAAAGCUAGGAGAAGUGUAUGUGCACAUAUGGAUGGAGUGUUGUAGCAUUGGUUUUGUUCUUGUUAGAUGUAUGUACAUGUGCAUGUUUUAGUAGACGAGACGAGACAAGAUUAUUCAAACUAAUCAAAAAAGGGAUGAGCU
Molecule: messenger RNA, 1949 nt
Organism: Cuscuta campestris
Lineage: Eukaryota; Viridiplantae; Streptophyta; Magnoliopsida; Solanales; Convolvulaceae
Source: the annotation of a GenBank genome assembly